Molecule: messenger RNA, 868 nt
Organism: Sipha flava (yellow sugarcane aphid)
Lineage: Eukaryota; Metazoa; Arthropoda; Insecta; Hemiptera; Aphididae
Product: protein Simiate
Exons: 1
Coding region: 200-769 (189 amino acids)
Biological process (GO): regulation of filopodium assembly; regulation of actin filament polymerization; dendrite morphogenesis
Cellular component (GO): filopodium tip; nucleus; lamellipodium
Molecular function (GO): actin monomer binding; actin filament binding
Source: RefSeq, a predicted model, not a curated record
UAAUAUUUAAUCAGUAGCACGUUAUUGUGCACGAAAAUUUAAAGAUUUAAACUUGGUUACAUUCGUGAUUUGUCAGACCCAGACAACCAGUGAUUAAAUAUAAAUCUACAUUAAAUUUUUAAUAAAUAAUGCAAAUUAUACAUUAUUCAAACAAACUAAAAUAUAUGGUUUAACUUUUUUAAAUUUGUAACAUAUUAAAAUGGAUGUGAUAAAGAAUGGACGUGAUUUCGAUGUAGAUGAAGAUUCAGUGCCAUCGAUAGAAGAAAGUGUUGAAAUACCAGAACACAUUCCGCCAUCAGUUGUUCAACGGUACUAUGAAUCUCGUUAUGCCACAGACGUUAACAACAAGCCCAAUCAGGACUACAGCGUACUAAUUCAUUCUAAUAACCUAUGUAUUUUAUCACUGGCUCCUACACAUGCAUUAAUGGGGAAAACUAUUGAUAAAAUAGAUUUUCAAGUUUCUGGGAGUACACAUCGACUAACAAAUAUGAUGACAGGAAAAGGCAAACGAGGAGCUCAAGUUGUACAAGCAGGAUCAACUUUGUGUAUAGUUCAUUGUUCUGAUGGAGAAGAACAUAAGAUAUUAUCAGCUGUUCCAGGUAAAUUAGUGGAAAUGAACAGCAAGUUAGCAGAAACCCCAAAUAUCAUGUUAGAAAAACCAGAUGACCUUGGAUUUAUAGCAAUAAUCUUACCACAGAAGCAGAGAUUUGAAAAAAUUAAAAACGGACUUUUGACUAAAGAACAAUACAAAAUAAGAAAUUGCACAUAGUUUGACUGAAACACUAUAGUAUAAUUGUUGAUUUUGUUUAUUUUUAUAAACUACUUUUAAAUAAAUUAAAUAAGAGAAAUAUAUAAACUUUUAAUUUGA